UCUCAAAAAAAUUGUUUUCUUCUGCAACAUUUUUAUACUAAUUCAACAUUUUCAGUGAGAGAAUGGGAGAGAUGGCUUCUCUUUGGAGUUAUGAAGAGCAUGGAGAAAUGGAUCAAUUGGGGCAAAAGCUGCUCUACACGAGUCUUGAACUCGAAAAACUGAAAUCCGAAGCCAUGGAAGAAAUGGGAAAAAACAAAGAAUACGUGAAUCAACUCAUCCAGCUCCUUCAAUUCGCAAUCGACGAGCGAGACGAGGCGCGGAAGCAGCUAGACGACCUGAUCAGCGCCGCCGCCGGCACCGGCACCGAAAUGUUCUACGGCGGCGCCGAUAGCCCUCUGCUCAAUCCGGCGGCGAAGGCGAAUUCGAGCAUAACCGAAUCGAACAGCUUCUCCGAAACUCACAACUACCAGUCCCCCGUGGAAUCCCUCUUCGACGCCGCCGUGUCGCCGCCGCCGCCGAUCAGCGAUCGGGCGGCGCUGGUGGUGGAGAGCCUCGCGAAGGGGAGGGCUCUGCCGCGGAAGGGGAUGCUGCUGCAGGCGGUUCUGCAAGCGGGGCCGCUGCUGCAGACGCUGAUGGUGGCGGGGCCGCUGCCGCGGUGGCGGAAUCCGCCGCGGAUGCGCCCGUUUCAGAUGCCGGCGGUCGGUGAGUUUGCUCCUCGGCAGCAGGUGAUGGGUGGUUCGAUUGGGUCGAAUUUGGGGGAUUUUAGUUUUGGGAAUAAUGCUUCUUUGAUAUCGGCGGCGGCGGUUAGUAGUAAUAGCGGCGGCUGUUUCCGGUUGCCCAAACGCCAAAGGUUCUGUUGAAGUUAUGAUUAUUAUGAGAGCCUACCGUUUUUUGUAUAAUUAGGAGAAGGGAGGAGAAGUGGUGUAAAUGUGAUUUAUAAUACUUGAUGAAUUGAUUAUUUUGAAUGAAAUUAAAGAAAUAUAUUGUGUA
Messenger RNA from Salvia splendens (bonfire salvia), 930 nucleotides. RefSeq lists its product as uncharacterized. Bases 63 to 800 code for a protein of 245 amino acids. The transcript has 2 exons. The record is from RefSeq and is a predicted model, not a curated record. Lineage: Eukaryota; Viridiplantae; Streptophyta; Magnoliopsida; Lamiales; Lamiaceae.